CUGGAUUUCUACUCCUGGCUGCCGUCACCACCACCACCACCACCACAUCCACCACCGCAAGCAAACCCUAAUCUCGUUUUCUCUCUCCUUCUGACGCCAUGGCCCGAAAGCGAAAGCUCGAUUCGAACUCAACGGAGGCCUCCGAGCCCGCCAAGAAGCAGCAGCCGGAGCCGGAGCCCGUUGUCGAAGAGCCCAAGCCCCAGGAACCGCCGCCGGAGGAGGUAGUCGAAGAAGAAGUCGACGAGGAGGAAGAAGAGGUCGAAGAAGAGGAGGAGUACGAAGAGGAAGAGGAGGUCGAGGAGGAAGAGCCCGGCGUUGAGUAUAUGCAGAAGACGGAGAAUGAAACGACGGCGGCGGAUCCGUCUCAAUCCGGCGCCGGGAGCGAGCAGAACGGCCGCAGCGGUGAGGAUGACGAGGACGAGCCGAUUCAGGAUCUUCUGGAGCCGUUUAGUAAGGAUCAGCUGGUUACUUUGCUCAAGGAGGCGGCGGAGAGCCACCGCGACGUGGCGGAUCGGAUCCGGAAAGUCGCGGAUGAGGAUCCGAUCCACCGGAAGAUCUUCGUCCACGGCCUUGGGUGGGACACCACCGCCGAAACCCUAACCUCCGUGUUCACGGAGUACGGCGAGAUUGAGGAUUGCAAGGCGGUGUGUGAUAAGGUCUCGGGAAAAUCCAAGGGCUACGGUUUCAUUCUGUUCAAGACUCGCUCCGGCGCUCGGAAAGCCUUGAAGCAGCCGCAGAAGAAGAUCGGAAAUCGAAUGACCGCCUGCCAGCUGGCGUCGCUGGGCCCGGCCGCGACGCCGAGUGCCCCUGGCCCUGCUGCGGUGACGGCCCAGGCCCAGCAGGUUUCGGAGUACACGCAGAGGAAGAUCUAUGUGAGCAAUGUCGGGGCCGAUUUGGAUCCUCAGAAGCUGCUGAUGUACUUUUCGAGGUUCGGAGAAAUCGAAGAAGGGCCGUUGGGGCUGGAUAAGGCAACUGGGAGGCCGAAAGGGUUUUGCUUGUUUGUGUACAAGUCUUCAGAGAGUGCAAAGAGGGCGUUGGAGGAGCCGCAUAAGAAUUUCGAAGGGCACAUUUUGCACUGCCAGAAGGCUAUUGAUGGUCCGAAGCCGAUGAAGUCUCAGCAUGGGAACCAGCACCACCACAAUAGGAAUAAGAAUUCCGGUGGUUUUGGUGGCGGAGCGCCACCAGUGCCUGGCCAUAUGAUGGCACCAGGAGGUGCUGCUGGACUUGGGUUUAACCAGGGGCCUGCAUCAACGCAGGCAUUGAACCCUGCUCUCGGUCAGGCGCUAGCUUUGCUGGCGACGCAGGGAGCUGGUCUAAAUAUCUUUGGGACUUUGGGAGCUCCGGGUGUGAACCCUGGCGUGCCUGGAGGAACACAUGGAAUGCCAAGUGGGUAUGGUAAUCAGCCUAGUAUAAGUCCUGGAAUGAUCGGAACCUAUGGAAAUCAAGCAGCAUUGCCAGGAGGUUACCCCAACCCACAGUUGGGCCAAGGUGGAUCCGGAAGAGGGCCACAUGGUCUUGGGCAAUAUGGUGGUGCUCCUUACACGGGGCACUAGAUGGCCGAGCCAAAGGGGGAGUUGUUUUAUGUAGCCAGGUGUCGAGAGAUAACUUGCUCUUUUGGGUGGAUCAUCAAGGAAUUUGGUUUGAUUAAUCAUCAAAGCCUCAAAGGAACUUGAUUGGAUGGAACAGCCUGUUAAGAUUUGUGGAAGGUAAUAUAUGAUAAAAAUGAGUUAUUUUAAACAAGGAGAUAGUGGGGAUAGUGCAGUGAAGAACAAAGGAAUCGCAAUGACUCUUAGAAGGUAUUGGCCUUUUGAUGGUAAAGAGAUAUCAUCGUUCAGGUUAUAGAGUUGGUAAGAGGUAAGCCAAGAAUUGGUAAAUGAGGUCCUCCCGUGUAACGAAAGCUUGGCAGAAGUAAUCGCGCAUAAACCCUCCGAGAGGAUGGGUCAAUUUAAUCGAUAAAUGGAGCGAAGUUGAAACACAACCUUUUGGCAGAGGUAUUGGAUCUCAUUGUAGAGCGCAUGAAGGCAAAUGAACCUGGAAACCAAACUCCGCGGAUGGUAAAUGGGUUCUCCAGAGUGUUCAUAAGUACAAGAGAAGCAAGCGGCCAGUAUAGGUUUGUGCUCCGGUGAUGGUAUAGAAAGCGGCAAGGAGGUUCCUCCGGCAAACGAACCCCAACUAUUAAAUUGGUCUUCAUGCAGAUUUUCCCCAACUGAUCAGCGAUCAUGAACUCCUAUGUUUUCAAUUGUAAAUUAAGGCACGGUAUAUAAUAUUGUUCAAAAUUUGGUUUAAACCAAGGCAGGCUUUACUA
Argentina anserina (silverweed cinquefoil) is the source of this 2305-nucleotide messenger RNA. RefSeq names its product UBP1-associated protein 2A. The transcript has 2 exons. The record is from RefSeq and is a predicted model, not a curated record. NCBI's taxonomy places the organism in Eukaryota, Viridiplantae, Streptophyta, Magnoliopsida, Rosales, Rosaceae. Gene Ontology annotation, molecular function: RNA binding. The coding region runs from base 99 to 1553 and encodes 484 amino acids.